AUGUCAGACGAGUGGAAACAAACUUUAAACAUUCCUGUCAAAGACAGUAGACCUCAAACUGAAGAUGUCUUGAACACAAAGGGGAAGACAUUUGAAGACUUCAAUUUGAAAAGAGAAUUGUUGAUGGGUAUUUUCGAAGCUGGUUUUGAAAAACCCUCCCCAAUUCAGGAAGAAUCUAUUCCAAUGGCCUUGGCUGGAAGAGAUAUAUUGGCCAGAGCCAAGAAUGGGACAGGUAAGACUGCAUCCUUCGUUAUUCCAUGUUUACAACAAAUAAAACCAAAAGUAAACAAAAUCCAAGCUUUGAUCUUGGUACCUACUAGAGAAUUAGCAUUACAAACUUCACAAGUUGUAAGAACAUUAGGAAAGCACUUAGGUAUCCAAUGUAUGGUUACCACCGGUGGAACUCAAUUGCGUGAUGAUAUUAUGAGAUUAAAAGAUCCUGUCCACGUUCUUGUUGGUACAUUAGGUAGAGUUUUAGAUUUAGCCACAAGAAGGUGUGCAGACUUCUCAGAGUGUCCAUUAUUUGUAAUGGAUGAAGCCGAUAAGAUGCUUUCAAGAGAAUUUAAGGGAAUAAUUGAACAAAUUUUGGAAUUCUUUCCUGAAAACAGACAAUCUUUGUUAUUUUCAGCUACUUUCCCUCUUGCUGUCAAGUCAUUCAUGGAUCAACACUUGAACAAACCAUAUGAAAUCAAUCUUAUGGAUGAAUUAACGUUGCGGGGUAUAAGUCAGUUCUAUGCCUUCGUAGAGGAAAAGCAAAAAUUGCAUUGCUUGAACACGUUAUUUAGUAAACUUCAAAUUAAUCAAUCGAUUAUAUUCUGUAAUUCUACCAAUAGAGUUGAAUUAUUGGCAAAGAAGAUCACUGAAUUGGGAUACUCCUGUUAUUACAGUCAUGCUAAGAUGCCGCAACAGGCUAGAAACAAGGUUUUCCAUGAAUUUAGACAAGGUAAGGUUCGUAACUUGGUUUGUUCUGAUUUAUUGACCAGAGGUAUUGAUAUUCAAGCGGUUAAUGUGGUUAUCAAUUUCGAUUUCCCUAAGACUGCUGAAACCUAUUUGCAUAGAAUUGGUCGUUCUGGUAGAUUUGGUCACUUAGGUUUAGCUAUUAACUUAAUGAGUUGGAACGAUCGUUACAAUAUGUAUAAGAUUGAACAAGAAUUGGGUACCGAAAUUAAACCAAUCCCUCAAGUUAUUGACAGAGGCUUGUACGUUGCUGAAAACGAAGAUGCCGUUCCAAGACCAUUUAAAAUUGACGAAUUACCAAAGGGAAAUGAAUCUCAAGUUAAAGGAUAUGCUUACAGAGGACAACCAGAUCAAAGUGAGAAACCAGCGCCAGCUCAAGUGCCAGCAUAUGGUCAAGUUCAGGCUCCAUACCCCCCUCAGCAACAUUUUCAACAAGUCCCACCACAACAAUUUCAACAAGCUCCUCCUCCACAACAAUUUCAAGCUGGACCACCAGGUGGGUAUCAAGCACAUCCACAAUAUAGUCAAUAUCAACAGCAGGCUCCACAGGAACCAGCACAACCUCAACAGUAUUAA
Dujonia railenensis is the source of this 1533-nucleotide messenger RNA. The record is from the annotation of a GenBank genome assembly. Lineage: Eukaryota; Fungi; Ascomycota; Pichiomycetes; Serinales; Debaryomycetaceae.